UAGCGACCUUCCCACGUCAUCAAAACGCGUCUCUGUUAGUGUGGUUUUUUUGACUACGGGCACGCGCAGUUUGCUGUUAAAUGGUAAUUUGUAAAUAUAAAAAAGGUUAAGAUGCCUAUGAAAGGAAGGUUUCCGAUCAGGAGGACCCUGGAAUAUCUCCAGAAGGGCGACAUCAUCUUCAAAAACCGAGUGAAGAUUAUGACAGUGAAUUAUAACACACACGGCGAGCUCAGCGACGGAGCAAGAAAGUUUGUGUUCUUCAAUAUUCCUCAGAUUCAGUACAAAAAUCCGUGGGUCCAAAUUAUGAUGUUCAAAAACAUGACGCCGUCAUCCUUCCUGAAGUUCUACCUGGAUGAUGGGGAACAAGUAAUGGUGGAUGUGGAGGGGAAGGACCACAAACAGAUUGCUCAACAUGUUAAGAAGAUUUUGGGCAAAUCAGAAGAGGUGCUACAAGCUGAAGCUCUGGCUAAGAUGCAAGCCUCCAACCCCGCCAACUUUGGGCCAAAGAAGUACUGUCUGAGGGAGUGCAUCUGUGAAGUGGAGGGCCAGGUGCCAUGUCCUGGCACCACGCCGCUGCCUAAAGAGAUGACGGGCAAAUACAAGGCCCAGAUGGCGGCGUCACAGGAGUAGAGUCUGAGGACAGCGGACUUUUGUAGAUUACGGGGA
Oreochromis niloticus (Nile tilapia) is the source of this 666-nucleotide messenger RNA. It is a transcript of the gene mrps25, whose product is annotated as mitochondrial ribosomal protein S25. The transcript has 4 exons. NCBI's taxonomy places the organism in Eukaryota, Metazoa, Chordata, Actinopteri, Cichliformes, Cichlidae. Gene Ontology annotation, cellular component: mitochondrion. Bases 112 to 630 code for a protein of 172 amino acids. The record is from RefSeq and is a predicted model, not a curated record. Gene Ontology annotation, molecular function: structural constituent of ribosome.